Lolium rigidum is the source of this 2131-nucleotide messenger RNA. Its product is annotated as CRS2-associated factor 2, chloroplastic-like. Gene Ontology annotation, molecular function: RNA binding. Bases 16 to 1836 code for a protein of 606 amino acids. Gene Ontology annotation, biological process: Group II intron splicing. The transcript is spliced from 6 exons. The record is from RefSeq and is a predicted model, not a curated record. Lineage: Eukaryota; Viridiplantae; Streptophyta; Magnoliopsida; Poales; Poaceae.
CAACCAUUGUCCGCUAUGCCGCCGCCGCCGCCGCCGCCGCAGCGUCCAGUCCCCUCACGCGUUGGCCGCGCCAACCUAUUCUCCGCUCCUCCCUCUCCCCUCCCCAACCGCCGCGACCCCAAGAGCCGCUCCGUCCCUCUCCCUCCUCGCCGCCGCCACCCCGAGAACCAGAAUCAGCGACCUUCCCACGAACAAGACUCAAUGCCGGCUCCCAGGACCACGGGUACCAAUCCCGCCUUCCGAGCACACCACCUUCGCACCUCCUACCGCAAGCCCGUGCCCCCCGCCGCGGCCGUCGGCCAGGCAGAGGCCCUGCUCGCAGCCGACCCCACCGACGCUGCCGCAGGGCGUUCCGUCGUCGUCGGCCCAUCCGGUGUCACCUUCCGUCUCCCCGGCGCGCCCUUCGACUUUCAGUUCAGCUACUCCGAGACGCCCCGCGCUGCGCCGCUGGCCAUCCGGGAGCCCCCGUUCCUGCCCUUCGCGCCGCCCACCAUGCCACGGCCGUGGACCGGAAAGGCGCCUCUGCUAACCAAGGAGGAGAAGGCACGGCGAAGGGGCGUACGGCUGCACACGCCGCUCGGCCAGGAGCCACCUCGAACGGUGAGCGCUCACGGGAUCAUGAUGGAGGUUAGGGGCAGGAGGCAGCGGGACUUCGCCAGGGUGAGCCCCGGCGACGGCAGGAGCAGGGAGGAGGUUCUAGGGGAGCCGCUCACCUCCGACGAGGUGCGCGACCUCAUCAAGCCUCAUAUGUCACAUAACCGGCAACUCAAUAUUGGAAGGGAUGGAUUGACCCACAACAUGUUGGAAAUGAUACAUUGCCACUGGAGGCGGCAGGAAAUCUGCAAAGUAAGAUGCCGAGGAGUACCGACCGUUGAUAUGAAAAACCUUUGUCAUCACCUUGAGGAAAAAUCAGGUGGAAAAGUCAUAAAACGAGUAGGUGGCGUUGUUUUCUUGUACCGUGGAAGAAAUUACGAUCCACGCACGCGUCCUCGUUAUCCAUUAAUGCUUUGGAAGCCAGCCACUCCUGUGUAUCCAAAACUCAUCCAGCAAGCUCCAGAAGGGCUUACAAGUGAAGAAGCAGCUGAAAUGAGAAGGAGAGGACAAAUUCUACUGCCAAUUUUGAAGUUAGCAAAAAAUGGGAUAUAUAUCAAUCUUGUAAAGGAUGUUCGGGAUGCUUUUGAGGGAAAUGAUCUGGUGAAGAUUGACUGCGAGGGUUUGGAACCAAGUGACUACAAAAAAAUUGGAGCAAAACUGAAGGAUCUUGUUCCUUGUGUUCUUCUGUCAUUUGACAAUGAGCAGUUACUAAUCUACAGAGGCAAAGAAUGGAAAUCCAGAUAUCUGAAGCCUCUAACUCUUAUUCCAAAAGUUCAAAAGAAUAAUCUCGGAGUGUCAUCUGCUUCGAGCUCAGAUGAAUCGACUGAUGCUAGCGAUAAUGUGGCAAUACGAGAAGUAUUGGGACCCAAAAUGUUUAAACUGUGGAAGCGUGCAAUCGAGUCAUCCAUAGCCUUGUCGCUAGAUGAAGAUGAAGUCAACGCACUUACGCCUGACAUACUUCUUGCAAGGGUUGAGGAGUUCAGUAUCACAUGUCAGGCUGUGGAGCAUUCAUUUCCAGCUUUGCUCGUGACCAAUGGCGAGGACAGCACUGAAGUUCUAAAUGAGUCUGACGACGAGUCUGAAGAUAAAAUAAUUAGACGCCGAGAGAUUCAGUCAGAGCAAUCACCUGUUGCCAGCGAGGAUGAUCACUUUGAAUAUGACAUGCUCGAGCGUUUGGAGUCAUCGGCACCACUGGGAUCAUUACCGAUCGAUGCCGUCUUAGAGCAGUUGAACAAAGAGUAAACAUACAAUCAUGAAACUGAGAGUUUAGGCUAAUGAAGCUGAUGAGGUAUUGGGCGAUAAUCAGAACGCACUCGGCUGGCGUGCUUGCAUUGUACUCCAUUUUCGGCCUUCCUCCAAACUGUUGUCUGAACGACUGUAAUGUCUGAGUAUUGGAGCCUUGGAAGAUUGUCAGCAAUGUGCUACGGUGCACCAUGCUAAGAGACUGCAUGUAGUCAGCAAUUGCACCUUCUAUGUAAAGAAAAAAUAUCCAUACCCAGGGCCAAUAUACAGAGAGGUAAAUAGCUUGUGCAUGUUA